AUGGCUGCACAUGUGGAGGACGACAAGUUGAUGAUUCACUGUUUUCAGGACAGUUUGAGUGGGGCUCCUUCCAAGUGGUAUCUAAGUCUGGAUCAGAACAAGAUCAGGUGUUUCCAAGACCUGUCAGACGCAUUCAUAAAACAUUACAAAUAUAAUAUGGAUAUGGCGCCUGACAGAAGACAGUUGCAGAGCAUGUUUCAGCAUGAUAAGGAGUCCUUUAAAGAAUACGCUCAGAGAUGGAGGGAGUUGGCUUCUCAAGUUGAGCCACCUCUAGCUGAGAAAGAAUUGGCUGAACUGUUUAUCGACACUGUCCAACCCCAGUUCUACGAGAAGAUGGUUGGAAGUGCUUCCUUGGGAUUUUCCGAGCUUGUUGCUAUAGGAGCUCGUGUUGAAUAUGGUGUAAGGAAUGGAAAAUUGGCGGCUGUAGCUGGAACUUCAAAUGCUAAUCCAAAGAAGUUCUCUGGAGGGUUUCCUAGAAAGAAGGAAGGGGAAACAAAUGUUCCCGCUCAGGCUUAUCAAGCGCCUCCAGCUUAUCGACCAGCUCCAGUUCAACAACGUGCUGCGGCUCCGCCAGCUUAUCAACAAGCACCAGCAGCUCCUGUUUAUCAACAACCGAGAGCGCAAGCGCCGAGGCAGAAUGCUCAAAACCAAAAUAGGAGACAAGGGGAGAGGGCGACCUUCAAUCCAAUCCCAAUGUCAUACACUGAGUUGUAUCCCUCCCUACUGCAAAAGGGGUUGGUGGUUCCCAAACCUUUGGGACCUCCACCUGAUCGUCUUCCUCCAUGGUACAACCCUAAUGCACACUGUCCUUUUCAUGAGGGUGCCCCCGGGCAUGACCUAGAGGGUUGCUACGCUCUAAAGCAUAAGGUUCGUGAGCUAAUUGAAAGCAAGAUCUUGUCUUUUAAGGACAUGGGACCGAAUGUGAAGAACAAUCCUCUUCCUCCCCAUGGAGAUCCUGCGGUGAACGCCAUUGAAGAUGCAUCUACUGUUGUUAUGGUUGAGAAGGUGGAGGAUGUUAAGACCCCUUUGGCAGCAUUCCAUGCCCGAUUGGUGGAAGCCGGCCUGGUUAAUGUUGAUCAUGACAACUGUGAAGAGUGUGCCACAUACCCGAAGGGAUGUCAGGUGGUACGAGACAACAUUCAAGAUCUGAUGGAUAAAGGAGUGCUUCAAAUAUCCAGUGCUGUGAAGAACGAAGAUGUGUUGGUGAUUGAACCUUGUUUCAAUUUACCUGAACCAGUCGAAAUCCCAUAUUAUAGUGGUGGAGUGGUCCCGGUGAACAGUAAGCCAUCGCCUGUCGAGAUAUGUAUGCCCACGCCUUUUCCCUACGAGAGCACCAAGGUUGUGCCUUGGAAAUAUGAGAUUACUGCUGUGGAUAAGGUGGUUGAAGGAAGUUCAGACGCUGAGGUGACAGAAGCUGUAAGUGAAGACGUCACCAAUAUUGCAGGAAUGAGCAGAAUGACCCGUAGUGGUCGGGUUUAUACGCCCGAAUUCAAUGUAACUCCUCAAAGGCCGACCAAGGAAUCAACAGUUGCAGCUCCCACUAAAGAACCCGAAGUGGUCCAAUCCGAAGAUGCUGUUGAAUUCUUGAAGUUAAUCAAGAGAAUUGACUACAAAGUGGUGGAUCAACUGCAUCAAACACCAUCUAAAAUCUCUAUUCUGUCUCUGCUACUGAACUCCCAAGCCCAUAGGGAGGCUUUGUUAAAGGUGCUCGCUCAAGCUCAUGUAACACAAAGCAUAACAGUAGACCAAUUUGAUGGGGUAGUGGCAAACAUCACAACUUGUAAUACUUUGAGCUUCAGUGGAGAGGAAUUACCUGAGGAUGGACAAAAUCACAACCGUGCUCUCCAUAUCUCGGUGAAAUGCAGAGAUGAUGCUUUGGCAAGAGUGUUGGUUGAUACUGGAUCUUCGCUGAAUGUUAUGCCAAAGAGAACACUCGCCAAAUUAUCUUAUCAAGGACCAGCUAUGAAGCCUAGUGCCUUAGUAGUGAAAGCUUUUGAUGGGGCAGUUACCUCCACCUUGCAUCAGAAAAUGAAGUUUGUAGUGGACAAUCAAUUAAUCAUCAUUUCUGGAGAGGAGGACUUUGUGGACCCUGUUGGGAAAGCUUGUUCAUCUUUCGCGUCUCUGAAAAGCGCAAAGUCUAGUAUUGAAGGAGGAAACCCUGAAGGUUGGGGUCAGCUUAUCGAUAUUCGUGAGAAGCAUGAUCGCUUUGGUCUGGGAUAUGUGCCUUCCGCUGCGAAAGGAGCCCGAGUCCCUACAAAGGACAACACCCGAAGCAUCCAGGAAGUUUUCUCAUAA
Molecule: messenger RNA, 2295 nt
Organism: Lathyrus oleraceus (garden pea)
Lineage: Eukaryota; Viridiplantae; Streptophyta; Magnoliopsida; Fabales; Fabaceae
Exons: 5
Coding region: 1-2295 (764 amino acids)
Biological process (GO): proteolysis
Molecular function (GO): aspartic-type endopeptidase activity
Source: RefSeq, a predicted model, not a curated record